Molecule: messenger RNA, 2329 nt
Organism: Malania oleifera
Lineage: Eukaryota; Viridiplantae; Streptophyta; Magnoliopsida; Santalales; Ximeniaceae
Product: O-fucosyltransferase 7
Exons: 12
Coding region: 254-1858 (534 amino acids)
Cellular component (GO): cytoplasm
Source: RefSeq, a predicted model, not a curated record
GUAACCCAUCUUUCCUAAUUUAAAAACGCACAAAGCGAAUUGCUGCAGCUCACGAAAGAAAAAAGGAAAGCAAGCCACCCACCAGAAAGAAUCAAACAGCAUAGUCUGCUCCUCCUGCUUUACCACUCUCACAAGAACACAGGAACAAGAAAACAGGAGAGAGAGAGAGAGAGAGAGAGAGAGCUUGCAGAAAUAAUGGCGUCAGGUGAGUUCGUCUGUUCGUUCCGUCCCUGAGAGAGAGAGAGAGAGAGAUAUGCAGAAACGCAAGGUGAGAGUGUUGCUGCGGCUGAGGAAGGUGUUAACGUGCGCCAUAUGCGCGAUAUCCCUGGUGGCUUUGCUCUCUGUGCACGUCCACGUCUUCCCUUCCUCAAAAGUUCCGGGACAUUCCGACUCCUACAAGCUUCCUACGCAACAUGAAAUUGUGUAUCAAAUGUUGAGCACUGAGGUAAGGUGGACACAUGAGUCUGCACCACCCCAUUUGCCGAAAGAUCCUCUGCCUUCUCGCAAGUUGGGUGCUGCAAGUGGAAAAUUGGAUUUUGACAAGCUAUGGAAACCUCCAACAAAUCGCAAUCUCGUGCCCUGUGUUGAUCCCAGUCCUUCCUAUGCAUUUCCUCCAGAGGCGCAAGGUUACCUACUUGUUCAUGCAAAUGGUGGGCUCAACCAAAUGCGAGCUGGGAUAUGUGACAUGGUAGCCGUUGCUCGUAUCAUAAAUGCCACUCUUGUAAUACCAGAGCUUGAUAAACAAUCAUUUUGGCAGGACACUAGCAAUUUCUCUGAUGUCUUUGAUGAAUAUCAUUUUAUUAGUGCUCUGGCUAAUGAUGUGAAAGUCAUAAAAAAGCUUCCUAAAGUACUGGCAACUGCUACUAGAGCAGUUAAGCAUUUUAGAAGCUGGUCUGGUAUGGACUACUACCAAAAUGAAAUAGCUAGCAUGUGGGAAGAUUAUCAGGUUAUUCGAGCAGCGAAGUCUGACUCACGCUUGGCAAAUAAUAAUCUGCCUCCAGACAUUCAGAAACUUCGCUGCCGUGCUUGUUAUGAGGCUCUCCGUUUUGCCCCCCAAAUUGAAGCAUUAGGAAAGUUGUUGGUUGAUCGUAUGAGGUCUUAUGGUCCUUAUAUAGCCUUGCAUUUACGUUAUGAGAAGGACAUGCUAGCCUUUAGUGGCUGCACACAUGGUCUGUCUGCAGUUGAAGCUGAUGAACUAAGGACAAUCAGGGAGAAAACUGUGUAUUGGAAAGUAAAAGAUAUCGAUUCCGAGGAACAGAGAUCCAAAGGGUAUUGCCCCUUAACUCCAAAGGAGGUUGGCAUGUUCUUGACUGCUUUGAGGUACCCAUCAAGCACCCCCAUAUAUAUUGCUGCUGGAGAGAUAUAUGGAGGUGACUCUCAUAUGGGUGAUCUGCGGUUGCGCUAUCCCAUAUUAAUGAGCAAGGAAAAAUUGUUAUCUGUUGAUGAGCUUGAACCUUUUACCAACUAUGCGUCUCAAAUGGCUGCACUUGACUACAUUGUGUCAGUUGAGAGUGAUGUAUUUAUUCCUUCAUACUCUGGAAAUAUGGCAAGGGCAGUUGAAGGUCACCGGCGUUUUCUUGGACAUAGGAAAACAAUUUCUCCUGACAGGAAAGCACUCAUUCAUUUGUUCGAUAAAAUUGAGCGGGGAUCAAUGAAGGAAGGUGAAAAGCUGUCAAAUCGAAUUAUUGAACUCCACAAAAGACGGCAGGGGUCACCGCGGAAGCGAAAAGGCCCCAUCUCGGGAACAAAGGGCAUGGAUAGGUUCCGAUCAGAAGAGGCAUUCUAUGUGAAUCCUUUGCCUGAUUGUUUAUGUAGGAAAGGAUCUCCUAGUAUAAACACCUCAGUCGCUAGCAGAUAGACAAUAUCCAGCAGUCCAGAUUGGCUGGAGAGAGUAGUGUCCCCAUGCUGGGAUGGUUUAGUGGCUCACAGUUCGUUCCUUUUUAUUGGGGCUUCAGAAUGGGAUGGUGCUGCCACAGGAAUUGAGCUGCGGAUUUUGUACAUGCUGAGUUUUUUAAACUUAUAUACAGGGGCAGGUGUGUGUGUGUGUUGGGGUGGAAAGGAAGGUAUAAUCUCUUAAAGCAAGGAAGAGGGAUUAAGGGGUGUUGGAGACGAGGCCUAGAUUUUCAGUUUGCAUCAUUGAGGCACUAUGGCACGACUCUUCAGAAGCUGGCCGGAAAUCAAUGGGGAUAUCAGUACACGAUUCCAGCAGCUGCUGGAAAUAACUUGGUUGAUGUAGUGUAUCUGUUUCAUUCUUCAUUGGUUGCAAUAAAAGGAAAACUUACUGUUUCCCUUCGGCAUCAUUUUGUAUAUCAGCUUUUUUUCUUGUCUA